AUGGACGUGAAGUCUGCAGACUUGUCGGAAUCGGCGGACUUGGCUAAAGAAAGUCGACUUCUCAAGAAAUUUCGGAAUUGCCCUUCUAUCUUAAACACGUAUGGCAGUGAUGUGACGGAAGAAGAUGAAGGUGAGAAGUUGUUCAACGUUUUCUUGGAGUAUGCCCAAAGAGGAACCAUAGAAGAUUGUAUAAAGACACCGAGGAAUUUCGAGUUGUUUGAGCAGCACGUAAGGAAGUAUACACUGUCGGUUUUGAAGGGGCUUAAGUACAUUCAUGACAAGGGAUUUGUGCAUUGUGACAUUAAGCGCGCAAAUAUAUUCCUUGUAAGUAAUGAUCCUAAGGAUACUGGGUUUGGCUCUUACGUAGCGAAAAUCGGGGAUUUUAGGCUAGCGAAAAGGGCGACAAAAAACAACGUGGUGAAGCGUUCUGAACAAAUACAUGGCACUGGAUUGUAUAUGUCUCCAAAAGUAUCAAUUCAAAACAUUCUUGAGCCGUCGGUUGACAUUUGGGCACUAGGCUGCAGUGUUCUGCAGAUGUUGACUGGGAAGUGA
This is a messenger RNA of Rosa chinensis, 552 nucleotides long. Its product is annotated as mitogen-activated protein kinase kinase kinase 20. Gene Ontology annotation, biological process: protein phosphorylation. Bases 1 to 552 code for a protein of 183 amino acids. Gene Ontology annotation, molecular function: protein kinase activity; ATP binding. The record is from RefSeq and is a predicted model, not a curated record. NCBI's taxonomy places the organism in Eukaryota, Viridiplantae, Streptophyta, Magnoliopsida, Rosales, Rosaceae. The transcript has a single exon.